Anguilla anguilla (European eel) is the source of this 4140-nucleotide messenger RNA. RefSeq names its product serine/threonine-protein phosphatase 4 regulatory subunit 3-like. Gene Ontology annotation, cellular component: protein phosphatase 4 complex; nucleoplasm. The coding region runs from base 562 to 3000 and encodes 812 amino acids. The transcript is spliced from 16 exons. NCBI's taxonomy places the organism in Eukaryota, Metazoa, Chordata, Actinopteri, Anguilliformes, Anguillidae. The record is from RefSeq and is a predicted model, not a curated record. Gene Ontology annotation, biological process: protein dephosphorylation; DNA damage response. Gene Ontology annotation, molecular function: protein phosphatase activator activity.
ACCUUUAAAACAGUGGCGGACUGUCCUUGCUUUCGGAGGACUGGAGACCCCGUACAAACGGUAUGAGGAACCCAAGAUGGCGGACUACAGACUAUAGAAGCUGUUAUGAUAAAAACGAAACGCCACGUUCGAACAUUUACAAAGGAAUACGAUGAGAAACGCUGAGGGUACCCGAAAAUUCUCCCGUCGUGCUCUGAAGAUCUCACCUUCUUUCAGCUUGGACUGACAACUCAAACCAGCUAGCUAGUUAGCCGGAGCCUGUGAUUGUUUGGGCUCAACUCCUUUUUGUAUUGUUAAGGGAUCGUGUUUAAAGAAGAAAGAACAACCUAAUGUAUAAUGAAGAAAACAGUCUGAAAUACCAAAGCUAGCUACCCAGGCUAGCUAGCAAUUCCUCUCAUAACCCAGCGGGAGAACAAGAACUCUUGUCUUUGAUUGAGGCAGACCGAACUGAGUCACUUUGUAUUGUACAAGUAGCACGCUGAGGUUCACGUUACCUAACUUUCAGAUUGAAGGUGUCGCCUGAAAACAUUUCGGGUGUAAACAGCGGUGAGGAUUUGCAGCAUGACCGACACUCGCCGAAGAGUGAAGGUUUACACCCUGAACGAGGACAGACAGUGGGACGACCGCGGCACCGGGCAUGUGUCAUCCGGCUAUGUCGAAAGGCUGAAAGGCAUGUCCCUGCUGGUGCGGGCUGAAAGCGAUGGGUCACUUCUACUGGAGUCUAAAAUAAACCCAAAUACAGCUUACCAGAAACAACAGGACACCCUGAUAGUGUGGUCGGAGGCAGAGAACUAUGAUCUGGCUCUCAGCUUCCAAGAAAAGGCUGGAUGUGAUGAAAUAUGGGAGAAAAUAUGCCAGGUCCAGGGCAAAGACCCGUCAGUGGACAUCACCCAGGAGCUGGUGGACGAGUCGGAGGAGGAGCGCUUCGACGACCUGUCCUCCCCGGGCCUGGAGCUGCCGCCGUGCGAGCUGAGCCGGCUGGAGGAGGUGGCAGAGCUGGUGGCCUCCUCGCUGCCCUCGCCCCUCCGGCGCGAGAAGCUGGCGCUGGCCGUGGAGAACGAGGGCUACAUCAAGAAGCUCCUGGAGCUCUUCCACCUGUGCGAGGACCUGGAGAACCGCGAGGGCCUCCACCACCUCUACGAGAUCAUCAAGGGCAUCUUCCUCCUCAACCGGACGGCGCUCUUCGAGGUCAUGUUCUCCGAGGAGUGCAUCAUGGACGUGAUUGGCUGCCUGGAGUUUGACCCCGCCCUCCCUCACCCCAGGAGGCACCGAGAGUUCCUGACUAAGACGGCCAAGUUCAAAGAGGUCAUCCCAAUAUCGGACCCGGAACUCAAGCAGAAAAUCCACCAGACGUACCGGGUGCAGUACAUUCAGGACAUGGUCCUCCCCACCCCCUCCGUCUUUGAGGAGAACAUGCUGUCCACCCUCCACUCCUUUAUCUUUUUUAAUAAAGUGGAAAUUGUAGGAAUGCUGCAGGACGAUGAGAAGUUCCUGACGGACCUCUUCGCACAGCUAACCGAGGAAGCGACAGACGACCACAAAAGACACGAACUGGUAAACUUCCUGAAGGAAUUUUGUGCUUUUUCUCAAACAUUACAACCUCAGAACAGAGAUGCCUUCUUCAAAACAUUGUCAAACAUGGGCAUCCUUCCAGCACUUGAAGUAAUUUUGGGAAUGGAUGAUGUCCAGGUGCGCAGUGCUGCUACCGACAUCUUCUCCUAUCUGGUGGAGUACAACCCCUCCAUGGUGCGGGAGUUUGUGAUGCAGGAGUCCCAGCAGAACGACGAUGACAUCCUCCUCAUCAACCUGAUCAUCGAGCACAUGAUCUGCGACACCGACCCGGAGCUGGGCGGGGCCGUGCAGCUGAUGGGCCUGCUGCGGACGCUGGUGGACCCGGAGAACAUGCUUGCCACCGCCACCAAAACUGAGAAAACCGAGUUCCUGAGUUUCUUCUACAAGCACUGUAUGCACGUGCUGUCUGCCCCACUGCUGGCCAACACCACAGAGGACAAGCCCAGCAAAGACGACUUCCAGACAUCGCAGUUGCUGGCCCUGAUCUUGGAGCUCUUAACCUUCUGUGUGGAGCACCACACCUACCACAUCAAGAACUACAUCAUCAACAAGGACAUCCUGCGGAGGGUGCUGGUGCUCACCUCCUCCCGCCACGCCUUCUUGGCUCUCUGUGCGCUCCGCUUCAUGAGGAAAAUAAUCGGCUUGAAAGACGAGUUUUAUAACCGCUACAUCAUGAGGAAUUUCCUGUUCGAACCCGUGGUGAAAGCCUUCCUGAACAACGGCUCGCGCUACAACCUGAUGAACUCAGCCAUAAUUGAGAUGUUUGAGUACUUGAGAGUGGAGGACAUGAAGUCUCUGACGACUCACGUGGUGGAGAACUAUUGGAAAGCCCUAGAAGAUGUGGACUAUGUUCAGACCUUCAAAGGACUGAAGCUGCGCUAUGAACAACAGAGGGAGAGGCAGGACAACCCCAAACUAGACAGCAUGCGCUCCAUCCUGCGGAACCACCGGUACCGACGGGACACGCGCACGCUCGACGACGAGGAGGAGAUGUGGUUCAACACGGACGAGGACGACCUGGAGGACGGGGAGGCCGUGGUCCCGCCCUCCGACAAAAUGAAGAGCGAGGAAGACCUCAUGGACCCCAUCAGCAAGUUCAUGGAGAGGAGGAAAUUGAAAGACUCUGAGGAGAAGGAGGUGUUGGCCAAGCCUACCCUGACGGGUCGCCAGAGCCCCAGCUUCAAGCUGUCCUUCUCCAGCGCCCCCAAACCCAGCCUCACCGGUCCGCCCCCCACCAGCCACCUCCCAGGGUCGCCCGGGUCACUGAGCAUCGGGGCCAGGACCUCCCCACCAACGACAGCCAUCACCACCAAGAGCGGCCUGGUGGGCCUUGUCGAUUACCCAGAUGACGACGAGGAGGAUGAAGACGAUAUGGAGAACCAGGAAGAGAUUCUGCCCUUGUCCAAAAAGGCGAAGCUUAGCUCUUAACUUUUUCUCCCAUUCAGUCCUGCCCAGAGUGAGGCUCUGAUCUCUACCUGUCCAGCAAAGUGUCGCUUCCAAUGAUUGCGGAAAUGAUUGGGGGGGGGGGGGGGGGGAGGAAUGACGAGUAUUGAUAAACAGAUCAUCGCCGUCCACGUUCUCGUGGGUGCAAAGAGGUCCGAAGACGAACGGGCCCCUCCCCUCCGUGGACACGCCCGCCUCCACACGCAGUUCCUGAUACUCAAGUGCCAAUCGGACGAGCGAGUCGUGAAAGGAGGGGAGGAAUCGUGGGAGGGUGCGUUGCCCCUUUUCUCGGGAUGAAAUGAGAUUCAGCUUUCCUGCAGGUGGGGACUUGGAAGACUGACUCCCAAAAGAGAAUAUAGGGGGGUUAGGCCACACAUUCAAGGUUUGGGGGUGGGGGGUUCCCCUUUGGGAUGGACGGACACAGCCUACCCCAAACAGUGCAAGCCAGUCUGCUCGCCCUCGAAGAGACGCUGACUCAACUCCUCCCUCUUCCCUUUUCUGUUCUUUUUUUCAUCUCUCAUCUAAGCCCCCCCCCCCCUUACGUACUGGGACCAGACUAAGAUGACCCAGAAGAUGACGUCCUUCACUAUCACUCAGCAGGAACCCCUCAAUAAAUGCCAGCAAAUUCUCCUUUCGUACAGCUUUCUUUUCUCUUUUUUUAAUGAAGGAGACCUGCCUUUAAUAAUUAUGACUGUCACCAUUCGCACUAGGUCAGGGUUUUUUUUUUUUUUUUUUAAGCCUCUGUUGAGGAAUAAUUGAAAAGUAGUCCCUCUUUAAUCCCUUUAUUUUGUUUUGGCCUUUGAAACUGCAGACAUUGGAAACUUGCCCUCCCCUCUUCAUUAAAGAUAGUGGCGUUCUAGAUGUGAUAAUUUUGUCAUAUCUUUUGUUCUUUUUCUUCAUGAGUGUACGCUUAGUCAUUGGGGACCAUUAAAAGAAUCUUUGAUGUAAUAUAACUUAAUUGUUGUGCUGGUACUUUGCAUUGUGUUUACUUUUUGUCUAUCUUAAGGUGUAAUUAGUUGACUACAAAUGAAUGCAUUCAGUAGCAAUACUGUUUUUUAAAUAUAUUUUUAUAGUUUUUAAUCCUGUCUAAUGUAAUAAACCUGCUCUAUAAACUACAAAUGCCAA